CAGUAAACAGUAAACAGAUUGUUGUAGCCUGCUACACCAAGAACAAGCUAGUUAACCAUACCCUGGACGGAAAGGCAAAACUUUCUUCCCGUAGUGAUUUGGUUGUCCUGUUUGUUUUAGUGGAAGACUGUAUCUGAACCUCCUUCCCCCUCCCUAUCCUCGAAGACCUCCACCACCACCACCUUUUCCUCGUCCUCUGCCUCCUCUUCCCCCUCCAGCUGCCCCUGUGAUGCCUCCCUCAUGCUGUGGCUAUCUGUCACAGUACACCCAUCAUCAUCUGGUUGUCUUCCUCCUCACCUUCUUUAGCUAUGUGUUGCUGCAUGCAUCCAGAAAGACCUUCAGCAAUGUGAAAGUGAGCAUCUCAGCUCAAUGGACACCAUCUAUCCAGAAUGACAGUGGAUCUGCGUUCUCCCCUGGCGAGACAUGGGAGGACAAUCGUCUCUUUGCAGAUGAAAAGCAGGCAACUCUGUUUCUGGGAGCUCUGGACUCCAUUUUCCUCUUCUCAUAUGCAGCGGGUCUGUAUUUGAGUGGCAUGAUUGGGGACAGAGUGAACUUGCGCUACGUGCUCUGCUUCGGCCUGUGUGGCUCUGCUGCUGUGGAAUUUGUGUUUGGCACUCUGACCGAAUGGCUCCACAUCUACAACGUCUAUCUGUACUGUGGUCUGUGGGUGCUGAACGGCCUGCUGCAGUCUGCCGUCUGGCCCUGCGUGGUGGCUGUCAUGGGCAACUGGUUUGGCAAGACAGGGCGUGGAUUUGUGUUUGGCUUGUGGAGUGCUUGCGCCUCAGUGGGCAACAUCCUGGGGGCCUUCCUGGCGUCUAGUGUGCUCAAGUAUGGAUAUGAGUAUGCCUUCCUGGUGACCUCUGUUGUGCAAUUUGCUGGUGGGGUGGUGGUUUUCUUCGGCCUCCUCACUUCCCCAAAAGAAGUUGGUUUGAGCUUGGAGUCAGAGACUGGACUCGGUCCAGUAGAGACAGACACAGAUAGCCAUCAGCCUCUGAUGAGUGAUGAGGAGGAGGAGGUGGAGGAGGAGGUGUAUGACAGACGAUACCGGUCACUUCAGGAGACUGAUGAACCUCCAGUUGAAUCUCCACAAGCUAUUGGCUUCUUUCAGGCUUUCUGUCUACCUGGAGUUCUACCUUAUUCCCUGGCUUAUGCGUGUCUAAAGCUGGUCAACUACUCCUUCUUCUUCUGGCUUCCAUUCUACCUGAGCAAUAACUAUCGUUGGAAAGAGGCGGAGGCGGACCGCCUGUCUGUAUGGUACGAUGUUGGAGGAAUCAUCGGAGGAACAGUUCAAGGUCUUAUUUCAGACUUUAUGGGAAAGAGAGCUCCUGUGUUGGCUUUCAGCCUGGCGAUGGCAAUGGGAGCCCUGGUGGGAUACAGCCGAUCACCAAAUGACCAGGUUAUAAAUGCAGCCAUCUUGGCUGUCACCGGCUUCUUCAUCGGUGGUCCAUCCAACAUGAUCAGUUCGGCCAUUUCCGCCGACCUGGGGAGGCAGGAUGCCCUGCGGGGCAAUCAGGAGGCUCUGGCAACCAUCACUGGAAUAGUGGAUGGAACUGGAAGUAUAGGUGCUGCUGGAGGACAGUACCUGGUUUCUCUGAUUGAGAGCAAGCUGGGCUGGAUGAGUGUGUUCUACUUCUUCAUUGUUAUGACAGGAGGCAGCAUUGUGUUCAUCUUCCCUUUGCUCGUCAGAGAACUUCGAGCCAUGUGGAGAGACAGGCGAGUCCUGCGACACCAGCUGUGACAGCCGUAGAGACAGUUGCUGUUUUACACAGUGAAAACCAAAGUUUUAUAACAUGCAUAUAGACUUUUUUUUUCCAGUGAGGAUACGCGGAUUCAGGGGGUUGAGUUGAAGUGCCUGAGUAAGGAAAACUUUGAGCUGCUUCUGGCUGUCAGAGCAGUCUGCGCAGGGUUUGCAGGGCCAUCACAGAAUGAAUGACUGUAUAUAUUUUAGGGUGACAAAGAAUGUAAAUACCUAGCUUUUUAAAUGUUGAUGUAUUUUUUUUUUCAUUUUUAACUUAAAUAUCAGACCUGUGGAGACCAUCUGAGGUCAGAAUUAAGAAUGUGAAUAGUGAUUGUAAUAUAAAAAUGAAUUUUUAUUUAUGUAAUUUUAGUCAUUUUGGUCUAGAUGAGAUAUUUUGCACUCUUAACAUUUGACUUUCCAUGUUUAUUUUGAUAACGGUGUUUUACAUUACGUGAGGUGAUACGGUUCGGUAAAGAUAGUAGGUGUUAAUUUUUCCACCCCAGGUCACACCACUUCAGUGUUGACAAGAUAAAAUGCUGAUUGUCAGACUGAGGAGAGUUUGUACUGCCUACAAAGGAAAAGUACAAGAGGGAAAGUUUACCAAGCUUUCCCUUCAUAGAUACUUGAUCUGUUUUGUGUACUUUAUUUUGGAUUCAAGCUCAGCAGCUAAACUGUAAAUCUUGUGAUGAUGGGGACUGGUUCUCUUGAUUCUGUAUACCAUUCCCCUCUUACUUCCUUUUCACUUGAAUGUUUACACAUGAACUUUUCAUGUCUUAUUUAACACUAAAUCACAAUUAUGCUUCUCAAUGUUAUUUGUAACUGUAAAUCUAUGUGGACGUGAAAAGCUAAUACAACUACGUCACAAAUGCAGCUAUUUUCUCAUUUUUCUUUGAACAGUUUGUUUAAUUGAUCAGAUUCUUUGAAACUUUAUUCAUUCAUUAACACAUAUUGUGUUACUGUAAAUGACCAUCCUCUGUAGCAGUCUGUGGUUAAGAUUUGUUUUAAUUUUUAUUCAUAAGACAAGAUAAUCUUUAUUAAUCCCACAUGGGGAAAGUUCACUGUUACAGCAGAUCAAAAAGAGAUCAAACAAGAGUUAAAUAAAAACUGAAAAUAAAAAAUUAAAGUGCAUAAUUAGC
This is a messenger RNA of Melanotaenia boesemani (Boeseman's rainbowfish), 2874 nucleotides long. RefSeq names its product solute carrier family 37 member 3 (gene slc37a3). The record is from RefSeq and is a predicted model, not a curated record. NCBI's taxonomy places the organism in Eukaryota, Metazoa, Chordata, Actinopteri, Atheriniformes, Melanotaeniidae. Bases 230 to 1738 code for a protein of 502 amino acids. The transcript is spliced from 14 exons. Gene Ontology annotation, molecular function: transmembrane transporter activity. Gene Ontology annotation, cellular component: endoplasmic reticulum membrane. Gene Ontology annotation, biological process: transmembrane transport.